AUGCCAAUUGAUUACUCGAAAUGGGACAAGAUUGAAUUGUCCGACGAUUCCGAUAUUGAAGUUCAUCCAAACGUUGACAAGCGCUCCUUUAUCAGAUGGAAACAGCAAAGCAUUCACGAGGAGAGAGCCAAGAGAAAUAACGAUAUCAAGAACCUGGAGUUCCAGGUGAACAUGAAUGGGCGACUCAACCAAAGGGUGGACAAGAUGCUGGCAAACCUGAAAGACGCAGACUUAGUGGAUCGCGAGGCUGUACGAAAGUUUCUAAACGCCAACUUCGAUAAAACGGAAAAGGGCGAGGAGGACAACGUUGAUCCUAACAUGCCGCCUUACAACGAGAUGGUAGAGGACCUUUUCGAACAACUGGAAAUCAAUGCUAAGAAAGUCGGUGCAAACCCUAAGGAUGGUGCUGUCAUUCGCAAGUUAAUUUUGGAGCACAGACAGAAGAUUGAUGCAGUCACAAAACAGGCAAAGGAAAAGCUAUCUCAGCUGUACAAGGAGAAGGCUUCGCUCAUAUCUUCUGAUGAUAUCCGCACAGGUUUUGACAAGGGGUUUGUGAACAAGAAGGCGGAAGCAGAAAAUGCUGCUGCUAAAGCCUUAACAUCUACGCAAUCCUCAGCUCCGUCGGAACCCAGCUUACCUGCUCCUCCACUCAACUUUGUAAGCUUCGAAGAUGAUGUGAUGGAACUUGCACCUCAAACCAAAGCGUUUGGCCAAAUCUCUCCAGACAACAUUCAAGGGUCGGAGUCUUUCUUACUGAAGAACCUGCAAAUAAUGUCAGAACAACAAAAAGACGCGCUGAUGAUGUCUGCUUUUGAAUUUGAAAUGGAGGGCUACAGCAAACAGGCUUAUCAGGUCAUUCAUCAAUCUGAGCUAAUCUCAUACAUCAGAGAAAUUUACGACAUGAAAAAGAUUCCUUACUUGCACGUUGGCGAGCUGACGGAGGUGGUGAAAAUGUUCUUCUUGAAAGUCUUUUACAACAGGUCGAACAAUCAAGGCAAGAAAUCCUUUUUGGACUCUGUACAAGCUAAGUUUGAACACGUCAAGAAAAGAGUCAAGGUCAUGCAGCAAGAAGAACCCCAAGAAGGUGUUGAGACUAUUCAAUUGAAAUCUUUAGAUGAUUCCACGGAGCUACAGGUCAAUCUGCCAAACUUUGACUCCAAGGACCCUGAAGAGAUUAAAAAGCAAAACGCUUUCAAAAAGCUUCCAUUGAAAAUGCAAAACGCCAUCAAGACGCAAAGUCUUGAUGCGAUCAAUGAGGUCUUUGCCGAGAUGCCAGUCGAAGAAGGUGAGGAAAUUCUGGAGAUUUUCAAUGAGGGGUCCAUCAUUGGCAUCAAUGCCUUGUUAGAAGAUGAAGGCGAAUUUCAACAACUUCAAGAGAAAUACCAGAGCGAUGCAGGGGUGAAUAAGCUUGAAGCUGAAGGCCAGGCCGAGAGUCAUGAUACCGAACCCACUCGCUCUGUCAACGACCCCCAAACCGAAAUCAGCACAGCAGAUGUGGUUGAUUGA
Lachancea thermotolerans CBS 6340 is the source of this 1506-nucleotide messenger RNA. It is a transcript of the gene CDC37, whose product is annotated as Hsp90 co-chaperone CDC37. The transcript has a single exon. Gene Ontology annotation, molecular function: heat shock protein binding; protein-folding chaperone binding; protein kinase binding. Gene Ontology annotation, biological process: protein folding; protein stabilization. Gene Ontology annotation, cellular component: cytoplasm. Bases 1 to 1506 code for a protein of 501 amino acids. NCBI's taxonomy places the organism in Eukaryota, Fungi, Ascomycota, Saccharomycetes, Saccharomycetales, Saccharomycetaceae. The record is from RefSeq and is a predicted model, not a curated record.